AAGGAGGCGGGGAAGAGUGGGGAAGAGCCGAGCAAAGGAGCUCGGCGGCGGGAGGGGCCCCGAGGCGCGGUGCGGGGAGGCCGGGCCCUCUCCGAGAACCGCUGUCCCGCGGGUAAACCUUCCCCUCCCGCCCCGCCCGGGACAGCAGCGGCCCGGGCGGCCGCGAUGGACUCCGGCAGCGAGACCCACGAGCUCAACGGGGCGGCGGAGGGCGCGGAGUCGGCGGCCGAGGAGCAGCACAGAAGGUGGCAGUGGUUCCAAAGGAACAGACCCAUCAACAUCAACCACUAUGCCAACAAGAAGAGCGCAGCCGAAAGCAUGCUGGACAUCGCCCUGCUGAUGGCCAAUGCCUCCCAGCUCAAAGCUGUCAUGGAGCAAGGGCCCUCCUUUUCCUUCUACGUCCCACUGAUCGUUCUCAUCAGCCUGUCGCUCACCCUGCAAGUUGUGGUGGGGGUGCUCCUCAUAUUCCUUGUAAAAUAUGACCUUAACAACCCUGCAAAACAUGGAAAGCUGAAUUUCCUCAACAACCUUGCAACUGGACUAGUAUUCAUUAUAGUAGUUGUGAAUAUUUUUAUCACUGCCUUUGGAGUGCAAAAACCAGUUGCUGAGUCAGCAUCAAGACAGUAAGGACCAGAGACCUGGAGCAUUCGUUUUAGAUGCCAUUUGCAGUUGAGCCAGCUACACUGGACACAGUGGGGAAGGAAAGAGAAUUUGAAGAAGCUGGACACACCAAGCAGCUUUCUCAAGCUUCCAACACACUUGUAUACCUGAAAUUUUCCCAUGUGUUAAUCUUUAACUGUGUGGCAUCUAGAAAAAGGUUGAUUUUGCCCCAAGGAUACUGUUUUUCUGGAAUAUUGGCAUUUCAAUUUCUGAAGAAACUUAAUUUUUUUUCAGAGAAGUGCCACAAACUCAGGAAACAAGGAAAUACCAUCUGGUAGCACUUCACUUUUCUUUUUACGUGCCUUUGGGUUUUGUGGAAAUUUGUCAUUUCCACCAUUGUAAGAAAUAUCAGGCAUUUGACUCUGACAUGGUCACAUUUUCCUUUAUUUCACAGCUUGGCACCUAGCCCAUGUAGGGCUCUUCCUUUGCAGUGGGUUAAGGUAGCUAUGCCUUGUUUUUCUUUUUUUUCCCCACUCUAGCUAAAGCAAAGAUGAGACAAACAGAAACAAGCAGCAUUCUUUUAUCUGGUUUUGUUCACAGGUAAUCAUUUGUAUUGUUUCUUCUGGACACACUUAAAAUUCCCUGUCCUUCAUGCACAGACACAAAUAACCUAAUUGUUAAUGGUUUCUUAUCAUGAACUGCUAUUCUGUGUAUUCUGUGCAUUAUAUAUAUUUAUUUGAAUCAUAGAGUAGUUUGGAUUCAAGGGACCUUUAAAAGAUAUCCAGUCUGACCCCUGCCAUGGCAGGGACACCUUCCACUGUCCCAGGCUGCUUCAAGCCUCUUUAUCCAGCCUGGCCCUGGACACUGCCAGGGAUCCAGGGGCAGCCACAGCUUCUCUAGGCACCUAGUGCCAGGGCCUCCCUACCCUCAUUGUAAAAGGUUCCUUCUUAUAUCAGAUUUCUGGAAACUGCCACCUUUUCUAGGCUCAGCUGGUAAACUGAAAGAUCCAGAGUGAACUUUUCCUGCUAAACUGGUACCAAGUGACUGUCAGCAGCAAUUUAAAUGCAAAAUGAACGGAGUUUUUCUCUUGUUUCCUCUCUCCCUUCCCAUCAUUGAUUGCUGCAGUUUUGUUACUUUUAUGAGUUUAUGGCUAAAAGCAAAACCAAUUUUUAAAUUUUUAUUUUUAAAUAUAUAUAGAGAGAGAUAAAAUUAUCUUUGAGGCUCUUACCUGCUGGCUCAGGGACUUAACACUUUUUCUAAAUGCACUAUUGCUAGUAAUGGUGUAGAUUACAAUAAUUUCUUCAACAAAAACAUUUUAGUCAUUUUAUUUCCAAAGUAUCAUACCUGCAGUCAUAAAAAUUUGAGUUUUCUAGGUUGCACUUACAUGUAGAUGCAGAUUUGUAUUAAUCAAUUUUCUUAGCCUCAAUUUUCAAGUGCUCCCUUGUACAUAAGAAUAGAAAUUGCCUUCAUGUGUCUCAUCUCAUUUACAGUUUUCAGUACUGUCCUUUCUCUCUAGUUAUGUCUCAAAGCCCAUUGAUGUACCAGACUCUCACGUAUGUUCUGUAAGAAGUACUAAUGAAAAACAAAUCAAACUUGUGUGAUUAGUAAUGGAAUAGACUGGCUUUUUUAUUUUCUAA
Messenger RNA from Oenanthe melanoleuca, 2237 nucleotides. RefSeq names its product ninjurin 1 (gene NINJ1). The record is from RefSeq and is a predicted model, not a curated record. Gene Ontology annotation, biological process: tissue regeneration; cell adhesion. The coding region runs from base 166 to 627 and encodes 153 amino acids. Gene Ontology annotation, cellular component: membrane. The transcript is spliced from 4 exons. Lineage: Eukaryota; Metazoa; Chordata; Aves; Passeriformes; Muscicapidae.